Molecule: messenger RNA, 1680 nt
Organism: Cryptomeria japonica (Japanese cedar)
Lineage: Eukaryota; Viridiplantae; Streptophyta; Pinopsida; Cupressales; Cupressaceae
Product: cytochrome P450 76T24
Exons: 2
Coding region: 8-1531 (507 amino acids)
Molecular function (GO): monooxygenase activity; iron ion binding; heme binding
Source: RefSeq, a predicted model, not a curated record
ACCCGAAAUGGGUAUUCCACCGCUUUCUUGGUCCUCUCUGCUCCUCACCACUUGUUCACUCUUAUUAUUAUUCUUCUUCCUGUGGAGAAGGGAGAGCAAGACAAGGCUUCCUCUUCCCCCUGGACCGCCUGCCUGGCCUAUUGUGGGAAACCUCUUUCAGCUGGGGAAAAAGCCGCAGGAAACUCUGUAUGACCUCUCUCUGAGAUACGGCCCUCUCAUGGCUCUCCGUCUGGGCAUGAAAACAGCAGUCGUGGUCUCCUCACCAGCCAUGGCCAAGGAGAUCUUCAAAACACACGACCACAUCUUCGCGGGACGACCGGUGAUGGAAGCAUUCAGGUCCCUUUCUCAUCACAAGUCCUCGCUAAUUUGGGGUGAAUAUGGCCCUUACUGGCGCAAUCUCCGACGUAUUUCAACUGUUGAACUUUUCAGCAACAAAAGACACGAAGCUCUGCAACACCUUAGAAGAGAUCAAGUAUUUCGCACGAUUGGACUUAUUUUUGAGGACAAGGGAAAGGUUGUGGAUAUCGGGCUGAUGGCGUUCUGCACGUCUCUGAAUUUGUUAGGCAACAUGAUCUUCAGCACAAACGUCUGCGAUCCGCGCAAUCCAGCUUCUGCGGAGCUCAAAGAUACCAUCUGGAAAUUAAUGAAGCUCGUCGCAAUGCCCAAUUUGGCGGACCUUUUUCCGUUUUUCCGGUUCCUCGAUCCCCAGGGCGUGUCCCAUCGGAUGGCCGGGUAUUUCAAGGUGUUAUAUGACUUCUCCGAAACGUUCAUACAGAAAAGGCUUGCCGCCCACAGCCAAAGCAUCAAGCUCAACGAUUCGGAGAAGGAUUUUCUGGAUGUUCUGCUGGAUUCCAGAACUGAAGAUUUCACUCUCGUUGGUAUUCGAGCUUUGAUAGCUGAAUUCUUCGCUGCCGGGACUGAAUCAAGCACUACCAUAGUGGAAUGGGCCAUGGUAGAAUUCAUUCGCAACCCGGAGAAAUUAAACCGAGUCCGACAAGAAUUGGAUGAAGUAGUUGGACGCAACAGGAGAGUGGAAGAAUCUGAUGUUGAUCAUCUGCCUUAUCUGCAUGCGUCUCUGAAAGAAUUAUUCCGAUUGCACCCAACGGCUCCCGUGCUGCUUCCACACAGAGCAGAAUGCUCCUGCGAGAUCGGGGGAUUUGUGAUACCCAAAGACACCCAGGUGAUGGUGAAUGUUUGGGCUAUUGGGAGGGACACUGCAAUUUGGAACAAUCCGUCAAAAUUUAUGCCCGAGAGAUUUCUGGAGGGCGAGAACAGCAAGAUAGAUUACAGGGGACAAGAUUUCGAGCUAAUUCCAUUCGGAGCAGGAAGAAGAAUUUGUCCAGCGAUUCACUUGGCAAGCCGUAUGGUUUCUUUUGUUUUGGCUUCUUUGCUUCAUUCGUUUGAGUGGAAACUCCCGGAUGGGAUGAAUGGUGAGCAGCUGGACGUGACGGACAUGACGGACGAAUUUGGAGUUACAUUCAAACAGUUGAAUGCAAUUCCGGUACCACGUCUCCCACAUGAUAUUUACUAGCGGUCCUGGACAAGUAUUAUCUGUUUAUCUGUUAAUUAGAAUACGCAUUGUCUUAGUCUACAUGUUAAGUCAAAAAAAAUCGAUUGCAAAGUCAAGUUGUUAAGGCCCCUGAUGUUGAUCAAUAUUGGUGUAACUUCAACUUUGUUUUC